Messenger RNA from Sarcophilus harrisii (Tasmanian devil), 885 nucleotides. It is a transcript of the gene SYNE4, whose product is annotated as spectrin repeat containing nuclear envelope family member 4. Gene Ontology annotation, cellular component: nuclear envelope; meiotic nuclear membrane microtubule tethering complex; nuclear outer membrane. Gene Ontology annotation, biological process: establishment of epithelial cell apical/basal polarity. The transcript has 4 exons. NCBI's taxonomy places the organism in Eukaryota, Metazoa, Chordata, Mammalia, Dasyuromorphia, Dasyuridae. The coding region runs from base 171 to 836 and encodes 221 amino acids. The record is from RefSeq and is a predicted model, not a curated record.
CCCCCCCGUCAGGCCCCUCCUCGACGCCCGGAACCUUCCUGCCCCCAGCAGCAGAUGCCUGGACCUUGGCCCCUGCUGGGAGCGGCUGCGGGCCCGGCCUGACUCGGCCGCUGCAGGCCUUCCCGGUUAAUGAUCAGCCAGCAGCGGAGCCGGCGUCGGGGGAGGGUCUGAUGCGGAGGAGGGAACCCCGGAGCUUGGCCACCCUAGAGGAGGGCAGGCCGGCCCCAGCUGCUCACUGUGAGGGUGUCCGGCACCCGGGGCGGCACCGCGGCCGGCUCAUCGCCUACAGCCUGGUGUUUGAGGACCCUGCCUGGAUCCAGGAUUCAGAUUCAGACACUGACUCAGAAGGGCCCCGGGCUGCCCCAGGGGGUCUGGGCCCAAGGGUUGGGAUUGGGGGUGAGAGGAGUGGUCUCCCGCUGGAAGGUCCCGUAGCUGAGCUGGAAUGGGACCCCACGGGGGAUGUGGGGUGGCUGGGUACCUUCAGGAGCAGGAGAGGCUGGACACCGGGCUCCCCCUGUGAAGUGUGCGGACACAUGGAGCCCCUGGGGGCGUGGUCCCUCCAGCCGUGGGGCGCCCCCCGGGCUGUGGCCCCCCCGGACAGGAAGCAGCCCAGCCCCCGGGAUGUGACCGUCCAGAUCCACAAGGAGGGGGAAGAGCCAGCCGGGGGUGCUCAGCCCCCCCGCGCCCGCCGCCCCCUCCUCUUUGUGCUGCUCCUGCUGCUCCUUGGGGUGGCGUGCCUCCUGCCGCCCCCCAGGGGGCCUCACUGCCCCCCUCCACGGCUCCCCGGGUCCCUGCACCUGGUCCUCAGCUAUGUCAACGGCCCGCCCCCAACCUGAGCCCCCAGGCCCUCCAGGCAGACCCCUGGAAUAAAGCCGACAAACCCGA